UGGCCGGGCGGCAUGCAGGCGGCGCGGCGCGCGCGCUCCCUCGUGAGCCGGGCGGGGCCGCGCGUCCUGGUGGCAGGCCUGGGCAACUAUGGGCUGCGAGGGACGCGGCACAGUGUGGGCAUGGCCGUGCUGGACCGGCUCGCCGGGCAGCUGGCGGUGGCCGACCAGUGGCGAGCGGACGGGCAGUGUUGCGCUGACGUGGCCGUGGCCACGGCGCACGGCGUGGAGCUGGUGCUGCUCAAGCCACGGAGGCUGAUGAACCUCAACGGGCUCAGCGUCGCCUGUGCCGCCAAGAUGUACAACCUGAGCCCAAAAGACAUUUACCUGGUUCACGACGACCUGGACAAGGCCCUGGGGAAGGUGGCAAUCAAGCUGGGAGGCAGCGCAAGGGGACACAACGGGGUUCGAUCCUGCAUCAGCGCUCUGCACUCCAACGAGAUGACACGGCUCAGGGUUGGCAUCGGGCGGCCAGAGGGCGGAACGACAGUGACCUGCUACGUCCUGGGCCCAUUCAACAGCAGGGAGCAGGAGAUGCUGCAGCACGUUCUGAGCCAGGCAGCCACUUGCCUGCUGGAGCACAUCCUGCAGAGGAGCGCAUCCAGGGGAGAGCCAGGGGACAGGGGGUGACACUAAUCCUUGACGACCUGCGUGGCUGAUGGAUAGGGUGCUCUGGGCUUUCCUGAGUGACCAUGAUGCCAAGCAGAGUGGGAUUUGCCAGGCAUCCUGGCAGGACACUAGGACAGUCUCAGUCCAGCCCCAAUCUAUUCACUUGUACGGAUGGAUCCAGACAGCUCCUGUGCACAGACCUCUGCAAUGGCUUUAAAAGCAGUUUUGCACAGACAUGAAAUAAACCCCCAGCCCCA
Messenger RNA from Rhea pennata, 863 nucleotides. RefSeq names its product peptidyl-tRNA hydrolase 1 homolog (gene PTRH1). The coding region runs from base 13 to 627 and encodes 204 amino acids. Lineage: Eukaryota; Metazoa; Chordata; Aves; Rheiformes; Rheidae. The record is from RefSeq and is a predicted model, not a curated record. Gene Ontology annotation, molecular function: peptidyl-tRNA hydrolase activity. The transcript is spliced from 5 exons.